AUGCGCGGUGGUGAUUGAUACUCGAUGGUCGACAAUUCGUUCGGAAUGGAUAAUACUUAAAAAUCAUUUCUUUAAAAAAUCAUAACUUGAGUUAUUCUUCAUCAUAUGUCUUAAUCAAUGCAUCAUCGUAAUGGGUGACACAUUUUCUUUAUGUUGAGUCGCAAUCUUGCCUCUUGGAACGGGAAAAUAUUUGUGCCUUCAGUUUGCAAGCAAGCCACCAUCGCAUCAUCAUUAUUACAUCACAUCAUGUCUUUGCCAGAGUCAGAGAUGGAUCAGUAUCUUUUAGACGUCCAGGUUUACUUCACAGCCACGGAAUGGGCACAGUUCAGCAGUUAUGAAAGAAUUUGUAUCAAGAACGUCAAAGAAAACUAUGAGAUGAUGAACAAAGUUGGAUUACAGGUCAAUCCACCUAUGUUUAUGCAACGUCAGCUAGAAAUAAAAAUAGAGAUCAAAGAGGAAAAUGAUAGUGAGGAUGAGGAAAUGAUGUUAGAACCCUUCCAAGUACCUGUCGAGUACGAAAAGCCAGAUCAUAUAAACGAGAACAAGUUACACGAAGACAGUCCAAAUCAUGUCACUAUUAAAGUGGAGAUUGAGUAUGAUGAUGAUGGGAAUCUGCUAAAUGCUCAUGAAAUCAAAGGAGAAGGAAUCAUUGCACUCCUUGCAAUUGAGGACUAUGAUGAGGCUAUCCAGACACAAAUCAAUCUAACAUCAUCAGGUGAUCAGAGGUCAGGUGAUCUCAACACUCAGUCAGGUUAUCUGAAGGCAGAACAAACCUUGACAAAAGUAGCUUCAGGGGGAGACCAGACUCCCAAGCAAUUGGGUGAUCUCAACACUCAGUCAGGGGAUCUCAAAACAAAGUCAUGUGAUCUGGAGACUGAACAGACCUUGACAGAAGUAGCUUCAGCGGGCAACCAGACCCCCAAGCAAUCCCAACCAUCUUGUUCAAAAGUGGAGGAAGGAGAUGAUUGGCAGGAAAGAAAGGGCUCAGAUUCUGGGAUCUACCGAUGUGAGUACUGUGGAUCAUUCUAUGCUAUUCCUCUCAUCUUAGCAAGGCAUCUCAAGUACAAACAUGGAAUACGUGGUAUCUACAUGCGGUCGCAGGAGGGCAUUCUACAGUUUGUUGAUGGAGAAAUACAAAGACCUCCCUGUAAAUCUAAUGACUUUGAACUUGGUGAAAUGGGGAUUUUAAAAGAAGGAAAUAUGAUACUUGAGUAGUUCGGAGGAUACUAUGGAUUUGGCCUCGUCCCGCCGCGUCCGCCGCAGAGAUUUCCUUGUGAGCGCUCUAUCAGCUGCAUUUCUUCUCCGAUCAUCUUCAAAUUUGGCAUGAAGGUUGAGUAUGGUAUAGCGAAGAAGCCUAUUGAUUUUGGUGUGGGCGGAGACAUCGUUGCCAUGGUAACAAGAGUUUUUGUGGAAAUAUAGCAGAGAUGUCCUUGUGAGCACUCUACCAGCUGCAUUUCUUCUCCGAUCAUCUUUUAAUGUGGCAUGAAGGUCCAUUAUGGUAAAGCAAAGCCGCCCAUUGAUUUUGGUGUGGGCGGAGACAGUGUUGCCAUGGUAACAAGAGUUUUUGUCUCACCCACCAGAGGUGAAGGCGAGACUGAGGGAUCCAAACGUCGCCCGUCCGUCCGUCACAAACCUUAUGACACAACUCCACAGCCGUAAGUCACUUUUCAACAAAACUUGGAUGGUAUAUGGACUUGGGGGACCUGCAUGUUAUGCUGCAGUUCGAGGUCACAUGGUAAGGUCAAAGGUAAUUUUCAGGUCAACGUUAAAGUUUACAUGCAAGACUCUCUUAUGACACCUAACUCCGCAACCGUAAGUCACUUUUCAACCAAACUUGGAUGGUAGAUGGACCUGGGGAACCUGCAUGUUAUGCUGCAGUCAGAGGUCACAUGGUAAGGUCAAAGGUCAUUUUCAGGUCAACGCUAAAGUUUACAUGCAAGACUCUCUUAUGACACCUAACUCUGCAACCAUAUGUCACUUUUCAACCAAACUUGGAUGGUAGAUGGAUUUGGGGUACCUGCAUGUUAUGCUGCAGUCGGAGGUCACAUGGUAAGGUCGAAGGUCAUUUUCAAGUGAAUGUUAAAGUUUACAUGCAAGACUCUCUAAGAUACCUAACUCCGCAACAGUAAGUCACUUUUCAAGCAAACUUGGAUGGUAGAUGGACUUGGGGGCCUGCAUGCUAGGGUCAUUGUCGCCAUGAUAAUUGUAUUUAUUUGUCAAAUUUCUGUGUGAGCUCUAUAUAUGGCAAUGACGGAUGAUGCGGUGGGUUCAGGGAAUACAUGUGCUCGGCUGCGUGACCCGCCGAGCAUCUCUAGUUUUUUUACACAUUCAUAUAUUUCUUCCCUUUUCAUUCUACCCCGCACCUGUUUUGGAGCCGUUUAUUUCUUGGUGGAGAUUGAGCGCCUUUUUGUAUCAGGCUCUUUUCUCCUUCCAUUCAUUCCACCUUUUCAACUUUUCCUUCUCUACUCAUUUGUUAUAGGCAAUCAAACAAAUGUCAUAGUGGUUUCAAUAGUCUCUAUGGGUGUAAAAUGUAAUUUUUCUUACAUAUUCUGUUGUUUAUUUACCAAAUUGUAUUCCUUCCACUACAUAUCGAACGCCACACAACAUGAUCUACGGACAAAUUACGGAUAUUAUUUACAUUGAUUUACUCAAACCCAGAAUAUAUAAAUCUUAACAUGGCAUUUACUUUCAUAAUUCAUAUGAAAAACUCAUUAUUUGUCAAAAUGUUUGUUCCUUAAGUUAUGAAACCUAUUCAAGUUCAUAAAAAUAAUUGUUUAAUUCUUCUAAGUAUCAGUUUAUAUAUAGAUAAAUUUCCUCAGUCUCUCACCCAUCCCAAACAUGUAAUUUAUCUUCUUGCAGGCACAAAUGAAAAUUAUUUCUAUUAAUAUGUCUGUAUUUUUAUCAUGAAUAAAUCUACAACCUUAUUUUUUGUGCCAUAUGCUAAACCAUCUCUUCAUGAAAAUGCAUGUUAAUUCAUAACGGUUACAUUUUAUACACUCAUUUGCAUUACCUGAGGCAUAACGUGCAGUGCUGUCAGAAAUCCACUUAAAUUAUAUUUUGGUAAUUCAGAUAAACCUCUUAGACGAUAUAAUUUUCAAUGCUGGGGUGGAUUUUAAUUACUUUAAGUCGAUUUUAUUAGAGGGGGUGGGUAGGGUGUAUCUAGCUCGAUAAGAAGUUUUCAUUUUCAAAAGUCUCACUCAGGCAGGAUAGUAUUUCGAAUUCUUGUACUUAAAAAAACAUCAUUAUGCAACUAACCUUGAUUUAUUAGAAGUACCUCUUAUUCCUUAAUUAAUUCAAACAAAGGUUCUGUCUUCUUUAUUAACAAUUAUUCAUUUUUUCAUAUCUUUUUCAUCAUUUGUUAUUUACCUUGUUUUGGACCCUAUAUGGAAGACUAGCAGAGUGAUGCCUACAUUGUCAAUGUUCGAUGAGAACAAAUAUUUAGACAUAACAAUCAAUUUCAACGCAUAUUAUUUUAAAUAAAUAUGUUAUUUAUGUUACACUCUUGGUAUGAAGCAUGUUUGUUUCUGUUAAGCUUUCAACAAAUGAUCAAGUAUUUUUUCCCCUUUUUAUUUCAAUAAACCAAAUUGUAAUUGGUUUUACCCUAUUGUUUGAAUAAUCUUUACUACUGAACAGAAUUUCGAUACUUAAUGCGUACAUUUGUCAUACAUUAUAAGAAAAUUUCAAUCUCUUUUCAGCAUCAUUUAGCAAAUGGACAUUUGAAUUAUCUAAACGACAUUUGAUUUACCUAUGUACGACUUGAUGCCUUAAUUCAUGCAUGAUUAUGUAACAAUUGCUAUUGAACGGAUAUUUGCAUUCCCUACGGACAUCUUAUUUACCUAUUAGGACAUUUGAUUUACGUAUAAAAAAAUGAAUUCUAUUGUGCGGACAUUUGACUUCCCUAAGGACAUUGUAUUCAUCUAUUGGGAUACAAUUCUGGUUAAUGGGACAUUUGAAUUCCCUAUCGACAUUUGAAUUACCUAAUCGGACACUUGCUCUGACACGGCGGACAUUUGACCUGGAAAACCUAUAAUAUAGGUAUAUUUACCCAGGGAAGCCACUUCAGUUCUGAAAACUGUUUUAACAGCGGGCCCUGCUAUUAUUAUUACCCCAGCUUUACCCGGGCUGCUUAGGCGCUCAGGCAUUCAAGGAAUUUCUUCCUACCGGGUACCCAUUCACCUCACUUGGGUUGAGUGCAGCACAAUGAGGAUAAAUAUCUCGCUGAAGGAAAUUAUUGUAUGUUUGAAUUUGACAGCGCCAUUAUGAGGCUGCGAUGAAUGCAAGGAAUGCCCUCCAGUGAAAGGAAAUCGUGCACUUUUCACGUGGGAUUGAAAUUAAUCCAAUGACCGGGGUAAUGAUAUGCAAUAAAGCAGUUUGAGCUGUUAUGGGAAAAGUGCUGCAUAAGAUCCAGCUAUUAUUAAUAUUGUCUCAUAAAACAUAAAUUAAUUAAUUUACUUCCUAGAGGAAGUAAAUGGGUACCCAGACAUGCCAACUGUUCCCUUUUUAGAGUAUUUGUUCCUCUUUUUUGCUAUAAAUACACCAAUACUUUUUUGUAUGACUUGUUACUUUAUAAAAUAAUUUCUGAUCAUGGAGUAUGUAUUAUACAUAGCGCGCCACACUAGCGCCAGUCCGACAGUCCCAGACCGGUAAAAAUCACUGUCGGGCCAGUAAUUUGUUGCAUGAAAAGAACAAGUAAAUUCUUGCCUACGAGCACAUGUUUAACAGGGUGAAUUAUCAAGUUUUCAAGUUGAUUCAUUUCACAUGUUCUUUCGCCGAUCUCAUUACAACAGGCUGGCGAUUGUUAUGUUGAGACAAGUUUUUAAAUAUACUCUUUUUUGUCAAAAAAUACUUUUUUUCCUUAUAAGAAUACCUUUUUGGGGUUGUAGAAGGUUGACAGGUUCGGGUACCUGGGAGGAUUGGUUCCUUGAAUGCACUUUUACCACACAGUGCAACACUUUGACCACACUGCAGCACUGUGGACACUAAACACACUGCAACACUGUGGACACUAAAAACACUGUGAUCACUGUACACACUCUGCAACACUGUCAACACGCUUACACUGUGGACACUAAACACACUGUGCAACACUGAACACACUCUGCAACACUGUCAACGUGCUUACACUGUGGACACUAAACACACUGUGCAACACUGAACACACUCUGCAACACGCUUACACUGUGAACACUAAACACACUCUGCAACACGCUUACACUGUGGACACUAAAUACACUGUGCAACACUGUCAACACGAUUACACUUUGGACACUAAACACACUGCAACACUGUGAACACUAAACACACUCUGCAACACACUUACACUUUGACCACUUAGUGCAACACUAUGAACACACUGAACAUCCCCCCCCCCCUUCAAUGGGGAUAUUCUUGGCAAACAAAUGAAACAUUAAAAUACUGGACUGACAAGUAUUACAAAAUGUUAUUUUGUAUUUGAUAAUUAAAUGAUAGAGAUGUUUCAAGCUAUACCAUCUGUUUUAACUCUGCAUUGUUUAAAAUUUUGUUGUGCAAUGUAUUUGUCAUUUUUUAUAAUUAAUUAUUGAAUAUCUAGUAAUGAUACUGAUAUCUGGAAUUGUUCAUUAUAAAAUUAUAUACAGUUUUAUACUUCAAAUAAAUAGAACUGAAUGCACAGUUAUAUUUCCAAUAAAUCC
Lytechinus pictus (painted urchin) is the source of this 5669-nucleotide messenger RNA. RefSeq names its product zinc finger protein 208-like. The coding region runs from base 151 to 1215 and encodes 354 amino acids. Gene Ontology annotation, biological process: regulation of DNA-templated transcription. The transcript has 7 exons. NCBI's taxonomy places the organism in Eukaryota, Metazoa, Echinodermata, Echinoidea, Temnopleuroida, Toxopneustidae. The record is from RefSeq and is a predicted model, not a curated record.